Messenger RNA from Solea solea (common sole), 2318 nucleotides. RefSeq names its product WBP2 N-terminal like (gene wbp2nl). Gene Ontology annotation, molecular function: chromatin DNA binding; transcription coactivator activity. Gene Ontology annotation, cellular component: nucleus. The transcript has 8 exons. Bases 38 to 1033 code for a protein of 331 amino acids. NCBI's taxonomy places the organism in Eukaryota, Metazoa, Chordata, Actinopteri, Pleuronectiformes, Soleidae. Gene Ontology annotation, biological process: positive regulation of DNA-templated transcription. The record is from RefSeq and is a predicted model, not a curated record.
CUGAGUUAACAUCUCUAUUGUUUCUGAGUGACACAGCAUGUUGACUGGCUGUCCCACGGUAAUCACGAGGUGUCGUGACGUGGAGCCUGUGACGUUUCAGGGGCAUCCCCGCAGGGUUGUCGGUCAGCUCAGGCAGCAGCAGCAGAGCAACCACACAGGAGGAGCAACACGGAUCCAAAACAUGGCUUUAAAUAGGAACCAUUCGCAGAACGGCGGCGUUUUGAUAAACGGCGGGGAGAGUGUUGUCAGAGAAUGUAAGAAUGUGGAGCUGUCAUUCAGUGAUGUCACGUCCAAGACAGACCUGCUGAAGGGGACCAAGAAGGGCAUAGUUUACCUCACACCAUACAGGAUGGUGUUUGUGUCCAGUAAUACAAAAGAUAUCCUGGGUUCAGCUAUGUUUCCCUAUUACCUGAUGAAGGGCUGCAGUAUUGAGCAGCCAGUCUUUGGAGCUAACUUCAUCAAAGGGACUGUUUCAGCUGAACCUAGUGGUGGCUGGGAAGGCCAGGCCCAUUUCAAGAUGUCAUUCCCUAGUGGAGGAGCCAUUGAAUUGGGACAGCAUCUCUUCAAACUGGCUACAAAUGCUUCUCGUGCCGGUCCUCCUCAGAAUGGUGUGGCUUCACAUGGAUAUCCUUCACCCGGUGUGAUGAGUGGCUAUGGUCCGCCUCCACCUGCUCCUAAUGGCUACGCCUAUUCACAGGCUCCGCAGCAUAAUGGAUUCUACCAGGGGCCACCUCCACCUGCUCCUGGCAACAUGGGCUACCCCUACCCACCAGCCGCUGCAGGAAUGUACCCCGCCAGUUAUAACUACAUGGCCCCACCCCCACCAUAUCCAGGGCCACCCCAAAAUUGGACUGCACCCCCCCAAAACUGGACGGCAGCGGCACCACCACCACCUCCAGGUAACUCCAAGGCGGCUGAGGCAGCAGGCAGCGCAUAUUACAAUCCCAGUAAUCCACACAAUGUCUACAUGCCAGCGGAGCGGCCUCCACCAUAUGCACCGUACCCAGAAUCUCCUAACAAGAAAAACAACUGAGGCUGAGGCAUCAUUACAUACAUGACUCUCCUUUCCUCCUUUGUAUAUUUUAAAUAAAUAAAUGCAUAUACACACACAUAUGUAUGUAUACAGUAUAUAUAUAUAUGUGUAUAUAUAUAUGUGUAUAUGUGUAUAUAUGUAUACACAUAUAUAUUUAAAAUCAAGGACGUAAUGUUGAUGGAUACGCACUCAAAAUUUAGAAUACAGAAAAGAAAAAGCAAGUAAUGGAGGUCUCAAUUAUGUAUUAUUAAGUCAUAAUUAAUUUUUUCAUGAUCAUUUGGUACUGGAAAAGCUUUCAUCAUGAUAACAUCUUUUCAAUGCAGUUUAUUCCAUAUACUUAAGGUCAUUUAAAAUGAUUGAUAAUGUAAAUCUCUCGCUUUUCAGAGCCUUAUCAUCAGUAACCUUCACAGUGAUAGGAUUAAUUUUAUUUCUGUCUAGGUCUCUAGUACGUGGAUAAGGGCACAGAAACCGUAUUAAGAGCCGAGAGGAGGAGUUAGUGUGGGGAAUGUAUUUUUUAAGACAGAUUUACUACCAAAACAUUUUUGUAGCAAUUGACUUGAUUGUAAUUGCAGAUCGUUUAGAUAUUAGCAACUCCUAUGAUAAACAGUGAACUAUUUUUGCAGUAUCAUUGCAAGUUCUGUGUGUGUGUUUCAUAUACAGAUAUCCACUAAGUAUUUGUUGUCUGUAUAUAAAAGCAGACCUGGGUUUGAAAAGUGUUUAUAAUACAGAAGUUGACUAAUUCUCAUAGAUAAUAUUUCCUUCAUAUAUGACUAGUGUGAUCCUGUUUUACAAGUAAUUCCUGUUUGUCUGACCCAUGUUACGGUUCUAUAUAUAUAUAUAUAUAUAUAUAUAUAUAUAUAUAUAUAUAUAUAUCCAAUGUUUUUGAAUUGCGAUGUUUGUGCAAUAUUUUAACACACUAUAAGGUCAAAGGUGAGUUCCAUGAUUGACAGGUUGACUUCUAUUGUAUUCAUGUAUGCAAAGCUAAGCUGAAACCACAGCUCUGCUGUUUGAGUAAUUACACAGAUGUGAGGUGACAGGGCCACAACAAUAUAACGUGGGUGUUUCUCAUGAGUGUUUCUUUUGCUGUUCAUCACUUUACACCUGUUUUGAAGGACUAUUUGCACAUAGUGUUAGAGGAGUAUUUUUCAUUUUCACUGAGUUUUAGUUGUCUUGAAUUGAUCUAUUCUCGGUAUAUUCAUCUCUUUUGCAGUUCUAAUUCCUUUUGCUGAAUUUUGUCUGCGAGUUCAAAUCUAAUAUGUCAUUUAUUAAAUUUCACAAACCUGAA